This is a messenger RNA of Plasmodium cynomolgi strain B, 1287 nucleotides long. RefSeq names its product ubiquinone biosynthesis methyltransferase. The record is from RefSeq and is a predicted model, not a curated record. NCBI's taxonomy places the organism in Eukaryota, Apicomplexa, Aconoidasida, Haemosporida, Plasmodiidae. Gene Ontology annotation, biological process: ubiquinone biosynthetic process. The transcript is spliced from 2 exons. Gene Ontology annotation, molecular function: methyltransferase activity. The annotation marks the transcript as partial.
AUGAAAGUCUUGCAGUUUUGCAGCUCCCUCCAUGGUGGGCAUUUCAGGGAGAAAAGGUUGGGGGCCAUUUUAAGGGCAGGACUGAAGUCCUUUAGCACAGAGAGUGACUCCUUUGGCAGCGGCGAAAGGCUGUACAACUUCGGCUUCAAAAAAGUCACAGAAGAGAUAAAGUCAAAGCUGGUGUACAACCUAUUCAGCCAUGUGUCCAACAAGUACGAUCUGAUGAAUGACUUGAUGAGUCUGCGCUUGCACCGCUGUUGGAAGGACCAGCUGGUGAAAGAGCUGGAUGUAUUUUUAAAAUAUCAUAGCUACAAGAUGCAAGAAGAAAUUUACAAGAGUGAGGCAAACUGGGUAAGUCAGCAUAGGAAAGGGGAAACGGGCGCAUCGUCCUGGGAGGCUGCCUCCAACGGGGAGGCCGCUUCCAACGGGGGGACUGCUUCCAACGGGGGGACUGCUUCCAACGGGGGGACUGCCUCCAACGGGGGGACUGCCUCCAACGGGGAGACGGCCGCCUACAGAGAAGCGACCCCCAGCGAGGGAACCCACUUCGGUGACGGAAAAGGCCAAACCGGCAGCGCGACGAGGCAGCAUGGGACACACCCAAGUGAAGCAAUAAACGAAGGAGAGGAAAGCUCCGACAAUUUUUCUACCUGUAAAAUAUUAGACCUAGCUGGAGGCACAGGAGAUAUAGCCUUUAGAAUAUUAGAAAGGUAUAAGUACUAUUUGGAAAAAAUGAACGAAGGAAUCUGUUUCGAUGGUGGAGAAGGACAUACUGAUAAAUUUUAUUCAAGAUUUACCCCCGAAAUAAUCGUAGGUGAUGUGAAUAAAGACAUGAUAGAAGUAGGAAAGAAAAGAGCAAAGGAAAAAAAUUACGAGAGGAAUAUCAAAUGGGUAAUUCAAAAUGCAGAAAAUUUAAAUUUGUUUGAAGACACCUCAGUAGAUAUAGUUACCCUCUCUUUUGGAAUUCGAAAUUUUACCAACAUUCCAAAAUCGUUAAGAGAGAUCCAUCGUAUUUUGAAACCUGUAGGGAGAUUCUUAUGCUUAGAAUUUAGCAAAGUCACUUGUCCUUUAUUGAAACAGAUUUACAAUUCAUAUUUAUUGAAUUUUAUUCCUCUACUUGGAAAAUUUGUAGCAAGGAGUGAAGACUCUUACAAAUAUUUGGCGGAGAGUAUUCAGACCUUUUUAACUCCUGAUGAGUUAUCACAGAUUAUGCAUCAGAAUUUGUUUCGAAAUAUUUCUUACUCUACUAUGACCAUGGGUAUCGUUGCCAUUCAUUCUGCUUACAAG